Molecule: messenger RNA, 1440 nt
Organism: Fimicolochytrium jonesii
Lineage: Eukaryota; Fungi; Chytridiomycota; Chytridiomycetes; Spizellomycetales; Powellomycetaceae
Exons: 10
Coding region: 1-1440 (479 amino acids)
Biological process (GO): GPI anchor biosynthetic process
Cellular component (GO): glycosylphosphatidylinositol-N-acetylglucosaminyltransferase (GPI-GnT) complex
Molecular function (GO): phosphatidylinositol N-acetylglucosaminyltransferase activity
Source: RefSeq, a predicted model, not a curated record
AUGGUCUCCGACUUUUUCUAUCCGAAUAUGGGAGGCGUGGAAGCGCAUAUCUACCAUUUGUCGCAGCGGCUCGUGCGGAGGGGGCAUAAGGUGAUUAUCGUAACGCACAACUACGGCCAACGCGUCGGCAUCCGCUACCUCACUUCCGGCGUCAAAGUGUACCACGUCCCGCACUGGCUGGUGGUGGACCAGGUCUCGCUGCCGACCGUGUACGGGUUCUUUCCGCUGUUUCGGUACAUUGUUGUCAGGGAACGGAUUGAUGUUGUGCACGGGCAUGGGGCCUUCUCGGCAAUGUGCCACGAAGCGAUCCUGCACGCGCGCACAAUGGGCAUCAGCGCCUGUUUCACCGACCACUCUUUGUUCGGGUUCGAGGACGCCAGCAGCAUCCUCACCAACAAGUUACUGAAAUUCACGCUGUCGGAUAUCGAUCAUGUCAUUUGCGUCUCACAUACGAGCAAGGAAAACACGGUGUUGAGGGCCUGUCUGGAUCCUUUGAACGUCUCUGUUAUCCCGAACGCGGUCGUUGCGGCUGAUUUUACGCCGGAUGUGUCUAAGCGGCGGCCGGGGAAUGUCACUGUGGUGGUUGCGAGUCGGCUCGUGUACCGUAAAGGCGUCGACCUGCUGGUCUCGGUCGUGCCCCUGAUCUGCUCCAAGUUUCCCGACGUUGAUUUCCUCAUCGCUGGCGAUGGGCCGAAACGCGUCGACCUAGAACGGAUGCGGGAAAAGUUCGGCCUGCAAGACCGGGUGCGCAUGCUUGGCGCCGUAUCGCAUGCUCAAGUGCGGAGUGUUCUCGUCCAAGGCCAUGUGUUUCUCAACACGUCGUUGACAGAGGCGUUCUGUAUUGCUAUUGUUGAGGCGGCUUGUUGCGGCUUGCUGGUGGUAACAACAAAAGUCGGCGGAGUUCCCGAGGUGCUGCCAGAUCAUAUGGUCCGCUUUGCCGUCCCGGAGGUUCAUUCAUUGUCAACCUCCCUAGCAGACGCCAUCACCACCGUGCGCACCCACCCCCCCGACCCCUGGCGCUUCCACGAGGAAGUCAAGAUGAUGUACGACUGGACGGACGUCGCCGAGCGGACCGAGAUGGUGUAUAAGUUGAUCAUGGUGGAUCCGCAGGUGUCGCUUAUGGAGCGGUUCCAUAGAUUCUACGACUGCGGCGCCGUCGCCGGCAUCCUCUCCUGCAUGAUCAUCGCGGUCGACUACCUCUUCUUCCUCUUUCUCGAGUGGUUCGUCCCCCGGUCGUCUGUGGAUGUUGCUGAGGCGUUGGAUUAUGAUAGGUUUUUGACGAUGUGUAGGAUGAAUGUUGGCCGGGGGAGAUGUAGUUGGGUGGAGGUGCCGGCGGCUGAUGGGGAGGAGGAGGACGAGGGGGAGGGUGGGCUGGGGAGGCGUGCUACGGAAGAUGCGAGGCGGACGGAUCGGGAUGGGAGGGAGGCGGAGGUUGGCUGA